AUGUCAGACAGCGAUCGUGCAACGAAUGGAUCCCAAGAGUUGGCGAUGUACAGCGACAAAAAGGCUGCCGUCCGUGUCUACGAUCCUCUCUGUGCUCUGGCGUAUGACAAUCAGCUUGCCAACAACCACGACCAGGAGGCUCAUGCUCCUCCGGCCAACACACAGCCGGACGGCGUUCAAGUCUACAAGGUAGCGAUGGAUCUCGUCGAUCGCGUCAACAGGAACGUGCGCAACCACCGGAAGCCGAGCUCGCGAUUCGGAAUCGGUCGUCAAUUGGGGAGCAGGAUCGAGCAGGAUCGAGUCAACGACAUGGUUCGAGCGUGUGGUCUGCUCCUCGGUCGGCUUGGAGCGCAUCGAGGUAGUGCGGAUCGAGGUGGCCAGGAUGUCAACCGAUGCGAUUGGAUUGAGAUCCACGUUCCGAUCAGGCUUUUGACAGGAAUGUGGGGCUCCAUGUCGGAUACCGUCUGGGAUGCGGAGCCGGUGUAUGGGGCGCUAGCGCAGGACGAUCUUGCCUCACGUGGGAUAGAGUGGCCGUAG
Molecule: messenger RNA, 537 nt
Organism: Moesziomyces antarcticus
Lineage: Eukaryota; Fungi; Basidiomycota; Ustilaginomycetes; Ustilaginales; Ustilaginaceae
Exons: 6
Coding region: 1-537 (178 amino acids)
Source: RefSeq, a predicted model, not a curated record